AUGCCAUCCAAGUUAGUCAACAAUCUGAGCUGUCCGGUCUGCAUGGAAAUCUUUAAAGAUCCCGUCAUCCUGUCCUGCUGCCACAGCUUCUGUAGAGCGUGUGUGGAGUACUGCUGGAAGGAGAAGGAGGACAAAGAGUGUCCUGUCUGUAAGAGGAGACACUCAAAUGAUUUUAUGAAUAACUUCGCUUUGAAGAGUUUGUGUGAGACUUUUCUACAGGAGAGAGAUCAGAGAUCUUCAGAGGAUCUCUGCAGUCUGCAUCAGGAGAAACUCAAACUCUUCUGUCUGGACCAUGAGGAGCCAGUGUGUGUCGUCUGCAGAGAUUCAGAAAAACACUCCAACCACAGAUUCAGACCCAUCAAUGAAGCUGCUCAACAACACAAGAAGAAACUUGAGGAAACUCUGCAGCCCUUAAAGGAGAAGUUAACGGUUUGUGAAAAAGUUCAAGUGGAGUUUGAUCAAACUUUGGACCACAUGGAGGUCCAGGCCCGACACACAGAGAGGCAGAUUAAGGAGCAGUUCAAGAAGCUUCACCAGUUUCUAGCAGAGGAAGAGGAGGCCAGGCUGCGUGCAUUGAGGGAGGAAGAGGAGCAGAAGAGACAGAGGAUGAAGGAGCAGAUGGAGGCUCUGAGAGCACAGAUAGCAGAUCUUUCACACACAGUCAGAGCCACAGAGGACCAGCUGACGGCCCAAGACGUCUCUGUCCUGAAAAAUUACAAGGCUGCAGUGGAAAGAGUCCAGCAGCGCCCCUUGCUGGAGGAUCCACAGCUGCCCUCAGGAGCUCUGAUAGACCAGGCCAAACACCUGGGCAACCUGGGCUUCAACAUCUGGACCAAGAUGAAGGACCUGGUCUCCUACACGCCUGUUAUUCUGGACCCAAACACUGCUCAUCCAAGGGUCAUCCUGUCUGAUGAUCAGACCGCUGUGAGAGGAGGAAAGAGACAACAGCUUCCAGAUAAUCCAGAGAGGUUUGAUCAUUUCUGCUCUGUCCUGGGCUCUGAGGGCUUUAACUCUGGGACUCACAGCUGGGACGUCCAGGUUGGAGACAGUUCACACUGGGUACUAGGAGUGAUAGCAGAGUCUGGACAGAGGAAGGGAGACAAACUGUCUGGAUUAUGGAGAAUAGGGUUAGAUGAUGGUAAAUACGGAGCAGGCUCAUCAUCACAUAGAUUCACUGAUCUCUCAGUGAAGAAUCCUCCAAAAACGAUCAGAGUUAACCUGGACUGUAACAGAGGAGAGCUGUCAUUCUCUGAUCCUGAUACUAACACACACAUCUAUACCUUUAAACACACUUUCACUGAGAACAUACUUUAUACUUUGUGUCCAUACUUUAAUACUGUGGAACAUAUUAAGAUUUUACCAGAGAAGAUCUCUGUGACUGUCCAAAAACAAUAUAGGUAG
This is a messenger RNA of Cheilinus undulatus (humphead wrasse), 1401 nucleotides long. RefSeq names its product nuclear factor 7, brain-like. Gene Ontology annotation, molecular function: zinc ion binding; protein binding. Bases 1 to 1401 code for a protein of 466 amino acids. NCBI's taxonomy places the organism in Eukaryota, Metazoa, Chordata, Actinopteri, Labriformes, Labridae. The record is from RefSeq and is a predicted model, not a curated record. The transcript has a single exon.